AUGUUUCUUGUUAUUAAUUUAUUAAUUGACUUUGUAUACUGGCUCAAUCAGAAAUUUAGAUACUUUUCAGAUUUAAUUAUUGGUACAGUUUUUGAACCAAGAUGUGACAUUGUAUUAAUCACAGGAGGUGCUAGUGGAUUAGGAAAACAACUUGUUCUACAGUUGAAAUAUAAAAAGGCAAAUGUAGUAGUAUUUGAUAUCAAAAUCCCAUCUGAACCAGAAAAAGUCCCCGGGGUUGCUUAUUAUCAAUGUGAUGUAAGUGAUAGACAACAGAUUUUGCAAACACAAAAAAUGGUUCAACGAGAAAUUGGAGUUGUUACUGUACUAAUUAAUAAUGCUGGUAUUGCUACUGGGAAAACAGUAUUAGAUUUAUCAUAUCUUGAAAUUGAAAAGACUAUUCAAGUCAAUUUAUUAUCAAGUUUUUAUACCAUUAAGGCAUUUCUUCCAGAUAUGAUUUUGAAAAAUCGUGGAUAUAUAAUAACUAUUGCUUCGGUGUUGGGGUACAUGUCACCAGCAAGACUAAGUGCAUAUGGUGCUUCCAAAUCGGGAUUGAUUGCGUUGCAUGAAUCAUUGACGUAUGAAUUGGGAUCUCCAUCAUUGAAUCCCCAUGGCAUUAAAACCUUAUUAGUUUGUCCAGGUCAGUUGAAAACAGGAAUGUUUCAAGGUGUUAAGACUCCAUCAACUAUACUUGCACCAGAACUAGACCCGAAAUUUGUUGCAUCUUAUGUAGUAAAUGCAAUAGAACAAGGACGACGGGGAGAAAUCAAAUUGCCUUUGUACGGGAAAGUGAUACCAAUUUUCCGGGCAUUUCCUUGGCCAAUUGUAGAGUUAACAAGAAAAAUUUGUGGUAUUGAUAAAAGUAUGGUUGAAUUCAAGGCAAAGCUUUCAAAAGUAGCUAGUAGUGUUUCAUCAAUGACAAAUUUUUCAUUGAAUGGGUCUAAUAAUGUAUCUGCGACUACGGCAACUGAACUGCUACACGUUGAUAGUACAGCUAGUAGGAUAAGUGAUAGUCGUACCAACAAGGUGGUGUUAUUAUCAAACAAGGAAUAA
Messenger RNA from Candida tropicalis MYA-3404, 1050 nucleotides. RefSeq names its product short-chain dehydrogenase/reductase. Gene Ontology annotation, molecular function: oxidoreductase activity, acting on the CH-OH group of donors, NAD or NADP as acceptor. The record is from RefSeq and is a predicted model, not a curated record. Lineage: Eukaryota; Fungi; Ascomycota; Pichiomycetes; Serinales; Debaryomycetaceae. The coding region runs from base 1 to 1050 and encodes 349 amino acids. The transcript has a single exon.